This is a messenger RNA of Saccharomyces kudriavzevii IFO 1802, 894 nucleotides long. It is a transcript of the gene HIS1, whose product is annotated as ATP phosphoribosyltransferase. Gene Ontology annotation, molecular function: ATP phosphoribosyltransferase activity; magnesium ion binding. Gene Ontology annotation, biological process: L-histidine biosynthetic process. The coding region runs from base 1 to 894 and encodes 297 amino acids. The record is from RefSeq and is a predicted model, not a curated record. The transcript has a single exon. Gene Ontology annotation, cellular component: cytoplasm. NCBI's taxonomy places the organism in Eukaryota, Fungi, Ascomycota, Saccharomycetes, Saccharomycetales, Saccharomycetaceae.
AUGGAUUUGGUGAACCACCUGAACGAUAGAUUGCUGUUUGCAAUCCCAAAGAAAGGACGUUUAUAUUCCAAAUGUGUCUCCAUUUUAAAUGGUGCAGACAUUAGCUUCCAUCGUUCCCAAAGACUAGACAUAGCAUUAUGCACAAGCUUACCUAUAGCAUUGAUUUUUUUGCCUGCUGCGGAUAUUCCGACUUUUGUUGGAGAAGGUAAAUGUGACCUUGGUAUAACUGGUGUUGACCAAGUUCGUGAGUCUGACGUCGACGUAAACUUAGCAAUUGAUUUACAAUUUGGUAACUGUAAAUUGCAAGUGCAAGUCCCGGUAAAUGGAGAAUAUAAAAAACCAGAACAAUUGAUCGGUAAGACCAUUGUCACAAGUUUUGUUAGAUUGGCUGAAAAAUACUUCGCAAAAUUGGAAGGUACUACUGUAGAAAAAAUGUCUACAAGAAUAAAGUAUGUCGGUGGUUCCGUAGAGGCAUCAUGCGCUCUCGGAAUUGGUGAUGCUAUUGUGGAUCUUGUGGAAAGUGGUGAAACAAUGAGAGCUGCUGGUUUGAUUGAUAUUGAUACAGUUCUAGGCACAAGUGCCUAUCUAAUAGAAUCGAAAAACCCUACGAGCGAUAUUAGUUUGAUCGCUACUAUCAAGUCAAGAAUCGAAGGUGUCAUGACCGCCCAACAGUUUGUUUCAUGUAUUUAUAACGCUCCCGAAAAUAAACUACCUGAACUGUUGAAGGUGACACCCGGCCGUAGAGCGCCAACCAUCUCCAAGAUUGGUGAUGAGGGAUGGGUUGCCGUCAGUUCCAUGAUCGAGAGAAAGACAAAAGGUGUUGUUUUAGAUGAAUUAAAAAGACUCGGUGCAUCUGAUAUCAUGGUCUUCGAAAUUUCUAAUUGUCGUGUAUAA